AUGCUUUCCAUCAUUGAUUUUGUUUCAGUACUAUUCUUGAUUGUAGCGGCUCAUGCUGCUAAACCUCGUGGAGGUAGCGGGUUCGAUGAAAACAAUGUGGUUACGUGGGGAAAUGUCUUGAAACUCAAACAAGGGAGAGAAGUUCAGCUCACCAUGGAUAGAGCUCAAGGUUCUGCCUUUGAGUCUAAACACAACUACGGAUCAGGAUUCUUCCAAACAAGAAUCAAAUUGCCUCUAAAAGAUACUGCCGGCGUUGUCACAGCUUUUUACUUGACUUCUAAGGGAAACUCCCACGACGAGCUUGACUUUGAGUUCUUGGGUAAUAGAGGAGGAAAACCAAUAGCACUUCAAACCAAUGUGUUUGCCAAUGGCCGAGGGAAUAGAGAACAAAAGUAUAAUCUUUGGUUCGACCCCACCGCAGAUUUUCACACUUAUGGGAUCCUCUGGAAUCAAUAUCAAAUUGU
Molecule: messenger RNA, 464 nt
Organism: Microthlaspi erraticum
Lineage: Eukaryota; Viridiplantae; Streptophyta; Magnoliopsida; Brassicales; Brassicaceae
Source: the annotation of a GenBank genome assembly